AUGUCCACCGUUGCUACUCGAAAUGGGAAUGGGCUCACAUCGCCCUCUGCCUCUGAGUCCAGUCAUCUAGUACCCACGUCACUACUUGACGAGGAUGGCAUCGCACUAUUGAAGAAAAUCCAUGGUAUUUUGGCUGUGAAAGCGCCCGAAGUCAUCCAACUUCUGGACCAGUUUUUGGGUAGGUUACCAUUUAUCAUUAAUGAAGCUGUGGAUCGUAAUAAGAAGCUCAGAUCGCUUGUUCUUCAUGGUGAGUCGGAGGUCAGGGGCGAUCUUUCUCCAUCUGCGCGCCAGGCACACACGGAGAAGGUUGUCGCCGGAAUGCUUGAUUCCCCAAUGUUGAGUCCUGCCGAAGUGUAUCGGAUGGGUCAAAGUGUGGGGGAAAACUUCGGCUUUCGUGUUUCAUUUGACAUUUUGUCUAAGGCACACAGAUUGCACUCGACGCACGAAUAUAAAGAUAUCUAUAUACGAAAAUCAAUGACUAUUGAUGAGCGUAAGAAGGACCGCGAUCUGCAGGAUAGAGCACGCGAACAACAGGAAAGAAGGCUCGUAGCCUAA
Cooperia oncophora is the source of this 555-nucleotide messenger RNA. The record is from the annotation of a GenBank genome assembly. NCBI's taxonomy places the organism in Eukaryota, Metazoa, Nematoda, Chromadorea, Rhabditida, Trichostrongylidae.